Messenger RNA from Photinus pyralis (common eastern firefly), 666 nucleotides. RefSeq names its product general odorant-binding protein 99b-like. Gene Ontology annotation, molecular function: odorant binding. The transcript is spliced from 3 exons. Bases 207 to 623 code for a protein of 138 amino acids. NCBI's taxonomy places the organism in Eukaryota, Metazoa, Arthropoda, Insecta, Coleoptera, Lampyridae. The record is from RefSeq and is a predicted model, not a curated record.
GUACUUUAACGGUUUUUCUACGGCCAUCUCUAGCCUAUAGUUCUGCCACUGUUUGAUGCUUUCAUGUCUACUAGCUAAGUUCGAAGGAGAAUGAUCCUUUGGACUAUUACAAAACUGUUCAGUAUACGAACCUGUAUGUUAGGAGCAAAUGCGAAUUGAACGUCAUUGUUUUAUUGGUAAGCGACCCGAACGUUCUUACAGUUACAAUGCUGAUUAUUAGUGUUAUCCUGCUGGGCUUCUUUAUUCCUGCAAUGAAUUCUCAAGAGAUUUCGCAAUACAUUCAAGAUGUUUGGAGAAACGUGACGCUACCACAUCACGAUGCUUGUGUUAUUGAAUCACAGAUUGAUCCUCUAAUAGCCGAAACCUGGCUUCGAGAUUUUCAUAUGCCCGACGACGACUAUUUCGGUUGCUUUUUGAAGUGUCUCUACUCAAGUUUGAAUUUUAUGAGAUCGGAUGGAACAUUCGAUCAGCACGAGAUAGUCGAUGUAGCUCACUAUAUGGACCACGAUAUGGCCGAGAUGUGUUUGGAGAACAUCGACGUUGAAGAGAAUCUCUGCAAAAAAUCUUACAACUUGUGCUGGUGUGUUGUACAUGCGUUAGCCGAAUGGCCAGAAGAAUAUUAGUUUUUUGGAAGUCAACUUAGAGUAAUAAAUAAGUUUUUUCUCA